Messenger RNA from Indicator indicator, 1359 nucleotides. RefSeq names its product T-box-containing protein TBX6L. Gene Ontology annotation, molecular function: DNA-binding transcription factor activity, RNA polymerase II-specific; RNA polymerase II cis-regulatory region sequence-specific DNA binding. The transcript is spliced from 9 exons. Gene Ontology annotation, biological process: regulation of transcription by RNA polymerase II; cell fate specification; positive regulation of DNA-templated transcription. Bases 1 to 1359 code for a protein of 452 amino acids. The record is from RefSeq and is a predicted model, not a curated record. Gene Ontology annotation, cellular component: nucleus. NCBI's taxonomy places the organism in Eukaryota, Metazoa, Chordata, Aves, Piciformes, Indicatoridae.
AUGCAAGCUCUGCCAGAUGUGAAAGCUCCGUGUGAGGCACUUCCCUCCCCCAGCCUGGAGCCCUACCCACAGAGCUCCAUCGUGGUCACCCUGGAGGACAUGGAUCUCUGGAUGAAGUUUCAUCAGAUCGGCACCGAGAUGAUCAUCACCAAGUCUGGCAGACGAAUGUUCCCACAGUGCAAAAUCAAAGUCUCUGGCCUGAUCCCCUAUGCCAAGUACCUCAUGCUGGUAGAUUUUGUGCCAAUGGAUAACUUCAGGUACAAGUGGAAUAAAGAUCAGUGGGAAGUUGCUGGAAAAGCAGAACCUCAGCUGCCUUGCCGCACCUAUGUCCACCCAGAUUCCCCAGCUCCUGGCAGCCACUGGAUGAAGGAACCUGUCUCCUUCCAGAAGCUAAAGCUCACCAACAACACUCUGGAUCAACAUGGACAUAUCAUCCUGCACUCCAUGCACCGUUACAAACCUCGCUUCCACAUUGUGCAGGCUGAUGACCUCUUCAGUGUCCGCUGGAGCAUCUUCCAGGUGUUCAGCUUCCCUGAGACUGUCUUCACCUCUGUGACUGCCUACCAGAACGAGCAGAUUACCAAGCUCAAGAUUGACAACAAUCCCUUUGCCAAAGGCUUCCGUGAGCACGGGAAGAACACUCGCAGGGAAGGACGAGCCAAGGGCCACAAGCCCAGCCCAGCCAAGGGCCAGAAGAGGAAGCUGCCUGAGGAGAAGGAGCCUGGUGCUGAGGACCGUGGUUUUGGGAAAGAUGAGAACGUGGAGGUGAAGGAAGAGAACAACCCUGUGGUGGUCAGCAGUGGGUACACCUUCUGGGUGCCAGAGCAGAGCAGCAGCCAUGCCUUCCCUGCAGCCUCACCCGUGCCAGCUGAGCAGAGGGAAGGGCUGCCCAGGGAGCAGCAGGUGCCAACGCCCUCCUACCAGAUCUACCGGUUCCACGAAGCUGGGGACAGCCAGCAGCCUCCCACCCGUGAUGCCGCACCCUUGAGCGACUGCCGGGCACGGUGCCACCCCUGGGACCUGGCCACGGCGCCCGAGCAUGACUGCAAGCAGCUGCCCGAGGGCUUCACCAGCCUGCCUCCGCUGCCACCGCCCCUGCCUGCCCCCCAGGACUACACAGGAGUGGUGAACGUGGCUCUGGACUCCGUGGGGAAAGCCGGGCCCCGAGCACCCCUGUACAGUGCCUAUGGCAGCGACCAAGGCCUGGGGCAGUGGAUGGUCCCUGCCCACAGCCAGUACAGGGCAGUGAGCUACUCACCCUUCUCCUCAGAGUACACUCCACAGGGGGCUCCAGGACAUGCCCACGGCACCGUGACAGAGUGGAGUCAGUACCCCCUGUUCCCCUAUGCCUGCUGGUGA